Molecule: messenger RNA, 34165 nt
Organism: Xyrichtys novacula (pearly razorfish)
Lineage: Eukaryota; Metazoa; Chordata; Actinopteri; Labriformes; Labridae
Source: the annotation of a GenBank genome assembly
GGUUGACAUUUGGGCUUUCAGUGGAAAAUGUAAACAACUCCUUGAAGGUUUGCCAUUUAAUUUGGGUCAGACAGUCACGUCCCCCUCAGCACAGCUCAGAGAUACUUUGAGUUUGCAUCUAGCACCAUCAUCUGGUCAAAAUCUAUUAGUGUUGUAAACUGCACCUGCAAAAAUAAAGACAGGGCCAUCAUGCUCAGCUGGGCUUUGUGUCCAAAUCGAAUGUCAGGAUGUUGAUUAUGGUGAAUAUUGGGAUGAUAUCUUCUAAAAAUGACAUGCUGAUAUUGUUACCAUUAAAUACUACCAUUAAAUUCACAACAUUACUGUGCACAACUAAGCUGUUAUAAGCUUCUAUUGAGACUUAAGUCAGUCAUCCAAACAGAAGACCGAACAUGCUUUUAGGACAUUUUACCAAGCAGAUAAAGCCUAUCAAUCAAUAAACAAUGAUCAAUUUAACAGCCACAUCUUUCUAAAAUUAGCCCAGUUCCUACAACAAAGAAUUUCUCCUUGUCUUCUACUGUCUGCAGCCACCGUCACCACAACCGUCCCCGUUAUUAUAAUUCUGUAUGUAUUUGGGUCAGUUAAAUUCACCAAAACACACACAAUAGGAUGACAUAAUGCACCUACAAGAGCGCAGCUUCACUAGUGACCCCAUGUGGCCGUGAUGUGUAUUUCGAGGAGAAGAGAAGGGGCACAGUGCUGACUGUUGAGUGAUUUUCUAUUCUUGGAUCAUUACCACUGUAGCACUAGUGUUGCAAGUAAUGUGACACUUACUCCAAGAAUGGAUGGAUUCACAGGUGUGUGCCAUCCUCACUCACAGCCAAAGGUGUAAAAUAAGAAGUAGACCUUCACAAAUUUGAGGUUUCUGUACUUUUAAAGUCUAAACUGAGUGAUCAAAUGAGAACCAGGUCAGAUUUUUGAGGCUAGAUGCAGAGUAUAAGAAAAGCAUGUCCAGGCUGAAGCACAGACUUUAAAAUAAUCUCAUUUAUUCACAUUUAUGGUGUAAACUAUGAUCAUCCCAAGCUUAGAUACACGACUAUGGGUUGUUAUAAGGUCAGACUGAAGCGCUUUGUUGUAAACCAGUCCGUCAGAGCACUUAAUCCCAGAUCAGGAGUUCAUUGAAUCAGAGAUACUUUAUUUAUCCCAGGAAGAGAUUCAGUUGUUACAGCUGCUCGUAAACACAAUAAAAAAGAGAAUAAUAGAAGUAAAAAUACAGAAAUAGGAUCAUAGAAAGAAAUACAAACAAGAAAUAAACAAUUUGAAAAAACAGUACUAAAUAGUCAGACAUUAAGAGAUGUUUUUUUUUUUACUGGAUUUCAAUCGGAUUUCACAGUUCAGAUAAAUGAAGUGUGUGACAGAGAAGUUUCCACCUUUUUCAGUAAAAAUAGACAGAGCAUGUGACACAUCAGGAGCCCUGCACGUUCAUGAUGGUGGUGAGAAUGACUUUCUGUGGCGUUCUGUGGUGCAUUUUACUAGAAUGAGUCGCUGAGUGUGCUUUUAAGUUUAACCAGCACAUCACGGAGUCAGUGGACAUUAUCCAAGAUGACAUGCAAUUUGCAGAAACCUCUAAUGAAGAUGUGCUACAUGUAAGCAUCUAGCUAAAAUUAUUAAGUGUAACGAUUAUGGCAGUUGUGCACUGUUAAAUGUUUUUGCAUCAAUGUUUCUGCAUGUCUAUGCUAAACGAAAGAAUGAAUAAAUGAAUGAAGGGCAGUUAUUUUUGUGAAUAACUACUGAAUUCUGUAAAGUAGGGUUUCUGUCAGGAGGUGAAAACUGUUCAGAGAACUGAUUGUUUAUUUUGAACUCAUGGUUUAAGCUUUUGUAAUUUGACUAGCAGUGUCCCAACUACCUGAAAAUGAAUACUGCCACUGAAUUAUUUGAAGAUUUAGACAGAAACAACAUUGUACAGAUGUUAUAAUUCAUGGUUAAUAAUCCACAGACAGGGUGUGACUCCCCCCAAGCAUGUCCAGACGCAAAUGUUUCUUUAACGGGUUUAAUGAAGUCUUCUCCUCUUCAUAAUCAUCCACAGACCUCCACAAACCGUGAAACUAGCAAUACACAGUAUUGGAAUAACAGUUAGCACACUUACUAUGCACAUGUACAAAUAUUCAUAACGAAAAUAAAGACAAACAAAUACCUCGUUGGCUGCAUACUAUGAAAGGGAAUCUGUAGGCUUCUUAUCUUCCAGCUUUGAAGUAUUAGUUUGACUUUACCGUAAGUUUUAGCAAUCUUAACGUAGCUUGACUUGACAGCUAAAGGGUCAGAGCUGUGCACACGACCUCUGCUUGCUUGCAUCUGACGUUACCCAGAACGCUACUGGCCUAGCAGCUCAACGUAAGUGUCAAAAUAAAAGUACCCUUACACUUCAAUAUAAAAUGCAAAUAAAAUACAGAAAUAACCUGGUAAUUCUCAAAGUGGGUUUCUCAUACAAAAUAAACAAAAAAUAUUCUGCAAUAUGGAAAAUAAAAUAGCAACAGUUACACUCCCACCAAAUCUCACCAAUCUUAAAUGUGGGAUUUCUCUACACUUAAAGACUGUUGCGAAUCAACUCUUAAACAUUGAAAGAACUUUACCACUCAACAAGGAAUGAUGAAAACAUUAAGCAUCAAUCUGCUUCAAUCAGUGUGACAAGCUUGUGUAUAGGCCUAUCAAGAUACACUGUUUUGGUUGUGGGUUUACCCUUUGCAUCAAAUGUGGUGUCACUAACUAGCAACCUGACCUUUCUCACUCUAUCAUCUGACCCUGGAUAGACUUCUGCUAUUCUGGCCAACUUCCAUUCGUUCCGUGGCGCCUGAUCAUCCUGCAGAAGCACAAUGUCAUUUGCCUUCAGGUUUCUUCUGUUCUUCUGCCACUUUUGUCUUGGCUGCAAACUCAGCAGAUACUCUUUUUUCCAGCGAAUCCAAAAUUCAUUGGCCAAGUACUGAACUCUGCGCCACCGCUUUUGAAGAUACAGGUCUUCCUUGACAAACUGUCCAGGCGGAGGAAGGAUUAUGGUGGACUUCAUCGUGAGAAUGUGGUUCGGAGUCAAUGGUUCAGGUGCGGAUGGAUCAUUCAAAUGUUCAGCGGUAAGUGGUCGGCUAUUGACGAUUGCCAUCACCUCGUAUAGGAAAGUUCUCAGAGAUGAGCUGUCCAAUCUUUGCGCUGACUUGUCGAGAAUGGCUGUCAGAACACUCCUGAUGGUCCUGAUUUGCCUCUCCCAGACGCCGCCCAUAUGACUUGCUGCUGGGGGAUUCAUUAGAAAUUCACAUCCUAGAGCCUUGACUCUCUCUCCGUCCAUUCCUUUCAUGAGCUCUGCGAACUCCCUUCUUGCGCCAACGAAGUUGGUUCCUUGAUCACUUCGAAGCUGACGAACAUUUCCUCUUAUAGCAAUGAACACUCUUAGCGCAUUGAUGAACGCGUCCGUGGUCAUGUCGUCAAGCAUUUCCACAUGUAUGGCUCUUGAACAUAGACAGGUAAGUAAAAGUCCAUAUCUUUUAACCUCUUUUCUUCCUUCUUUGACAUAGAUGGGUCCGAAACAGUCUAUGCCUGUGUAGGUGAACGGAGGAGUUGUUUCCAUUCGAUCUUGAGGUAAGUCACCCAUUCUUUGUUCUUCGGUGUAUCUCCUGUACUUUCGACAUUUGACACAUUUGAAGAUGUGUGACGAUACUGCGCUGCUACUUCCCAGGAUCCACCAUCCGUUAGCUCGCAGUUCGUUCAACGUCAUUCCACGUCCCUGAUGAUGAACUCUCUCAUGGAAGUGCUUGAUCAGUAGAGCUGAUAUAUGACAGUUCUUCGGAAGUAUAGCUGGAUGCUUGAUGUGUGGAUGCAACGCAGCUUUACUUAAGCGUCCUCCGACUCUCAAGACUCCUUCUUCAUCCAAAACUGGACUUAACUUGUUCAGCUUGCUGUACUUGGUCUUAGCUAUAACUCCCUUUGCUUUCAAGCUCUUCAACUCAUCUAGGAACGCUUCCUCUUGAACUAGCUUAAUGAUCACAGUUUCUGCUUCUUUCCUUUCUUCUAGACUUGUACUCUCAUUGGUUGGUCGUUUCUCACCUUUGUGUUCCUUGACACGUCGUUUCAAUCUGGCAACUGCUUGAACUACCCUUAACCAAACAGAGAACUUCUCAAGACGGUCGAGCAACGAUCUGUCCUUUGCCUUCGUGUUAAACACAACAGCCUUACGGAGCUCAGGAUCAUCUUCCUUAACUUCUCCCACCUUGCAUUCUCGGACAGGUAAUUCUUUUUGCCAAAGAAACUUCGGUCCAGAAAACCAAUUGGAUGUCUCUAGUUGCUCUGCAGUCAACCCUCGUGAGGCAUGAUCUGCCGGAUUGUCCUCAGAUGCAACAUAGGCCCAUUGUUCAGGCUUUGUGCUUGACUUGAUUCUUUGUAUGCGAUUGGCUACGAACACUUGAAAUCUUCUGGCGUCAUUGUUUAUGUAGCCUAGAACGACUGUUGAAUCCGUCCAGAAGUAUUCCUUCAGGUCUUGGAUUUCCAGUUCGUUUCGGAGCAUAUCGCUGGCUCUAACUGCAACUACUGCCGCAGACAGUUCCAGUCUUGGUAUCGUCAACACUUUGGUUGGUGAAACUCUUGACUUUCCCAUCACUAAACUGCAAUGGACUUCAUUGGAUUCAUUGACAACGCGCAGGUAAGUACAAACACCAUACCCUGAGGUACUUGCAUCACAGAAGUGGUGAAGUUCAUAGCCUUUGAUGUCGCCGAACCCUGAAGGUAGGUAACAUCUUCUAACUUCCAUUUCAGAUAGAUUAGGUAGGUCUCUAAUCCAAGACUCCCACUGAGGUCUUAAGCUCUCUGGAAGCUCAUCGUCCCAGCCGAUCUUAUCUCUGCACAUCUGCUGGAGAAUUUGCUUUCCAUGGAGAACGAACGGUGCCAUGAAUCCUAGCGGAUCAUAGACUGAGGCUACGGUAGAGAGUACACCUCUUCUUGUCGAUGGAUUGGACUUGACUUGAACUCUGAAUCUGAAUGAGUCAGACGAGACGCACCACUCUACUCCAAGCGCUCUCUCCAUGUGAGGUAAACUCAAAGCCAUGUCUUGAUCUUUGCUUGUGGCACGUUCCUCUUCUGGAAUGGAUGCCAUGACAUUCUCAUUGUUGGAAACAAACUUGUGAAGUCUUAACUUGCCGGUAGAACAAAGUUCUCUUGACUCUUUGACGAGCUGAAUGGCUUCCUUCUCAGUAGGAACACUCAGGAGCCCAUCAUCUACGUAGAAAUUCCUCUGUAUGAAGCGCACAGUGUCUUUGCCAAACUGACCUUGCCCUUGAGCUGCCAGGUGUUUUAGGCCAAAGUUGGCGCAGCCAGGGGACGAAGCCGCUCCAAACAAGUGGACUUUCAUUCUGUAGGUGGAUGGCGUGUCUUCCAAGUUACCAUUCUCCCACCAUAAGAACCGUAAGUAAUCUUGGUCUUCAGUUUUCACAUGAAACUGGUGAAACAUUCUUUCGAUGUCGCACAUCACUGCAACUGAGCCCUUUCGAAAUCUGCACAGGACACCCACCAGGGUAUUCGUCAGGUCAGGUCCAGUGAGCAGAUGGUCAUUGAGAGAUGUUUCCUGAAACUUGGCCGAACAGUCAAAUACCACACGUAUUUUCCCCGGUUUCUGCGGAUGAUAUACUCCAUGGUGUGGAAUAUACCAUGCCGGGCUGUUCUCAAUUUCUUCCUUGGGGACCUUCUCGGCGUCACCGCGGGAAAUUAUGUCGCUCAUGAAGUUCACAUAGUCUUUGUAGUAAGUUUUAUUCUUCUUUAGCUUCCUUUCAAGACAGUUUAAACGAUGCACUGCACAUAUUCUGUUGUUAGGCAACACUGGUCUAUCCUCUUUAAACGGCAAUGGCAUCUCAAAGUGACCAUUGUCUUUCUGAGUUAUGUUUUCUCUCAUCUUGGACAGGAACUUGAGAUCAUCUUGAGACACAGGAUCCUCUUCUCUAGCUCUUUCUGAGAAGUCUAAUUCAAGAAUCUUCAAGAUGUCUGAAGAAGUCACUUCCUUGACUUUGGAUCUGUUCACAUAAUGAACCUCUGUUUUCAGAUUGACAGUAGAGUCAACUCUUGGCGUCACUUGCCUGACUACUAUGCGAUGACUGAUUCCGAUAGCGUCUCCAUAUGCUAAACAGGGAUUGCCAUGGCCGACAAUACUCCAUCCCAGGUCAGUACGUUGUGCAUAAGGCUGAUUCUCUUGGCCCGACACGAUUUCUCUUGGGAGAAGGGCUUGCGAGCAGUUGUAGCCGAUGAGCAGGCCUACCUCACAAUCCUGCAGAGGUGCUACAUCAUCUUGGAGGUGCUCUAAGUGAGACCAAGCCUUUGCAGUUUCGCCCGUUGGUAUGUGAGUUUUGUUGACUGGAAUAAAGUCACGCGUGUAGAUUGGUGGUAAGCUGAUUCUUUUGCUUGAAUAAAAGCCUCGAACUUGUAGGUUCUUCACUCGUUGUGACUUUACAACUGUAGUUCUUGAAGUCAUAGUAGAGAGCUUCAACUUGACUUCCUCUUUGUCCGCCUCCAGAGCGUCAGCUACUUCACUUAGCACAAAAGUAGUGUCACUUUGGGAAUCUAAGAGUGCAUAGACAAGCACCUCUUGUGCUGACUGAGUGGAAGACGAAAGCCAGACAGGAAUUAUUGCCGCUGUCUGCACAGUAGCUUCAUCCUGAAUAACUCUCAGAGUAGUAGAAGCUGUGGCUGUUUCUUUAGGUUGCACUGCUUGAGGCUUUGCUUUGUUCUUUUCGUUUUGAUUACUUGAUUUCUCUGAAGCUUGGCCUUGUUUAACUUGCGAUGCCUUUUGCUCUUCUUUGUCUCUCUCUUGAUGCAGGCAGGUAGGAUGCUUCUUUUUGCAUGUGUCACAAACACUCCUACUGUUGCAGCUCUUUGAGACAUGACCUGGCUUAAGGCACCCAAAGCAUAGCUUUUCAGCCUGAACAAACUUGACUCUGUCAGGCACUUCCUUUUCUGCAAACUUUCUGCAUACAUGUAAAGUAUGGCCGUUCUUUUUACAAAAGAGGCAUGUUUUAGCAGUCUCUUCAUUAGAACUGGUGGUCAGUGUCUUAGCUUUAACAUUUUGUUGUUUUUGCUGCUUCGGCUUUUCAGUUUCACCUUGCUUCAGUGAUUGCAACGAUGUAACUGGGUUACAAGCAAUUUUCACUUCUCUGGUCAGAAAUCUCACAAACUGACUGAAGGAAGGGAACUGGCCACUCUGUUCUUCCAUUUCCAUGACUUUCCGGUUCCAUCUUGCGGUUAGCCAAUCUGGAAGCUUUGCGAGAAGCUGUCUGUUCUCAUUACAGUCAUUCAAAAUCUCCAGUGCCUUGAUAUGGACCAUAGCUGCUUCGCAGCUACGCAGAAAAUCAACAAACUCUUGAAGUCCAGAGCUAUCUUUAGGUCCAAUCUUGGCCCAUGUUUGAAGUUUGUCUCUAUAUGCCUUCGCAACGGUGAAUGGGUUUCCAUACCUCUCUUCCAAAAUCUCCCAUGCUGCAGCAUAAGCAGACUCUGUUCCAAGAAGGAAAUAGCCAUCCACUGCAUUCUUAGCUUGACCGCUAACAUAUUUACGGAGAUAAUAUAUCUUCUCUCUGUCUUGCAUAUUCUUCUGGUCAAUCAAAGUUUGAAACGACAGUUUCCAAUCACUGUACUUCAACGGAUCCCCGCUGAAUAUUGAAGGUUCAGGAACUGGAAUUCUGUUGGCACUUAGAGCAUCAGCGAGUACCUUAAUGAGCUCUGCUGUGCUUUGAUUCGAGGAGGUGAUCACAGGUUGUGGGGCAGAAGGUGCAGACAGAGGCAGACGGCUUGAAGGACAUGGCGGCUUGAUGUCUGCUACCAUCUCAUGGCUUAGAAUGUCUUUCGGUUCUUCUUUAAUGUCCAACCCCUGAUUAUACACCUGCAUUCUUGCCUGUGCUGCACUAAGCUCCUUCACCGUUUCCAAAUUCUUUAUUUUUCUUCUUUUUUCCUCUAAAGUCAUCUGUAGAGCUGUGUGUUCUUCCUCUAGUUGAGCUUUAAUCUUUGCUUCCUCUUCUUCUCUCUCUAAGCGACGCCUUAUAACCGCUGCCUCUUCAGCCGCUAUCUUCCUCUUAGCUUCCGCUUCUAGACGCUGUAGUUCCGACUGCUCUCUUUCUUGUUCUUGUAACACUUUCAGAACAGCUUGGCUUGCUGCAGCGUCCGCAGCAGCUUCUUGAUGCUUGAUGGAAGAUGUUCUUGUUUGCUCUGAGGCAUUCUUCAGAAUAGAGGUAACUGAACCAAAUUCACUCUUGCUUGCGUCCCAAAGAGAGCCUGCUUCUGGCCAUUCUGGGUCUCCUUCUGGAACUUUUCCAUCCAGGUGGCUAGAGGCUAUAGCAACGAUGAAGCCUGAAACCUCAACACACAGGUCUACUCUUCGCCGCACAUCUUGGUCUGGAGUUGAGACUUGCCGCAAUUCUUCAUAAACAUGCUGAACGUCUGCGGAAAGGCCUCUAACAUCUCCAAGGAUAUCAUUAAGCAUGCCUUCUGAUAAAGACUCAGAUGACUGAGAUAAUGACUGCUUGCAGAAUUUAACAUGUGUUCUCCAUUUUCUGUAGAUGUAGUCAAAUCUAUGCAGAAGUGCUUUAAUUUUCUCGUCUUGCAUUGCUUUACCCUUCUCUGUUAGAGUACGGGUUCGCUCACCACGUCUGAGCUGCUGUGCUUCGUCCAGCUGAGGCUCAGCAUCACCGACUUCAUCUUCUGGAGGGCCUUGUAGAUUUUCACUUUCCCUAACACUAUCUCUUACCUGAGUAGUGGACUCACUUAACUCUGCCAUAAUUGAAUGUUAAACUUAAACUGGCAAGAAAUGUCUAUUUCAAUAAUGAAAAACGUAAAUAAAGUCUGUAUUCACUAAAACUCUUGUGUUGCGUGUAAAUGUCUCUUAAAUGUCCUUGUGUUUAAAUGUCACACACUAUACUUGGCAAUGUACUCAAACCAAAAUUACAAUAUGCUGUACUUAUCACAAGCAAUAUGCUUAAGUAGCUCAAAAAUGUACUUACAAACUGAAAAAGUUGUUUAAAUAAACCUUAGUUCUCUUAGAACCGUUCAGAAAAUUCAAAUAUCAAAAUUGCAAAUAGCUUUCACUUUACAUUACCAAAAUACACUUUAAAUUGUGAAAAUGAAAUAAUUCACCUUUAACUUCCAAGCAUUUAAAUUAUAUCCUUUAGCUUUAAACCUUAAACUUACAUGCACUUAAUACCAAGCUUAAAUUCAAAGUUGACUGGAUAAAUGCAUAGCCAUUAACACAUUAGUUCAAAUCAGACAUCCUUUCCAUGAACCUUUAAAUCAACUCUUAUUAGUUAGCCGACUCUUAUUGUCCACGUGCUUAAUGACUGUCAACUACGUGUUAAAUAUGCACUCAUCUGCCGGUCCUUUGACGACUGUAGCCACGAAGUUGCGAUUAGCUCGUCGUUGGGCUUGCUUCUCACUGGCGUCGGUGAGCACGCCGACCUUCACUCGCAUCGUCGAGCAGUCCGAGUUUCACUGUGACUCCCCCCAAGCAUGUCCAGACGCAAAUGUUUCUUUAACGGGUUUAAUGAAGUCUUCUCCUCUUCAUAAUCAUCCACAGACCUCCACAAACCGUGAAACUAGCAAUACACAGUAUUGGAAUAACAGUUAGCACACUUACUAUGCACAUGUACAAAUAUUCAUAACGAAAAUAAAGACAAACAAAUACCUCGUUGGCUGCAUACUAUGAAAGGGAAUCUGUAGGCUUCUUAUCUUCCAGCUUUGAAGUAUUAGUUUGACUUUACCGUAAGUUUUAGCAAUCUUAACGUAGCUUGACUUGACAGCUAAAGGGUCAGAGCUGUGCACACGACCUCUGCUUGCUUGCAUCUGACGUUACCCAGAACGCUACUGGCCUAGCAGCUCAACGUAAGUGUCAAAAUAAAAGUACCCUUACACUUCAAUAUAAAAUGCAAAUAAAAUACAGAAAUAACCUGGUAAUUCUCAAAGUGGGUUUCUCAUACAAAAUAAACAAAAAAUAUUCUGCAAUAUGGAAAAUAAAAUAGCAACAGUUACACAGGGUUUAAUGACAGAAUGGGAGUUCUUUCUUUCCCCAGUUUUUCUUGAGAAACACAAGCCAAAUAGUAAAUCCAUCAACAGAAAAAAAAACUACCAGUAGUUUAAUACUCCAUGAAAUACUUAUUAGGUUCAGUCCUAAGUAAAAGUCCUGAUUAUACAUCAAAGCCUUGAAAUAGUUAACUCAUUAUCUAACUGAAUUUUAUCAUUGUUGUAGGAGACUCUGAGUACUAAUUUCAUACUAUUUAUACUGUAAAAUCAUACUGCUCACUAUUUAUACCAAGGUCUAAAUACUGUAUGUUUGGUUGAGUAACAUUUCAAACAAAGAAAAUAUCAGUCCAGGGCAGUGUGACUUUGCAUCUGCUGUGAACUGAUUGUGAUUUGAGGAGUCUUGAAUGAUCUGCAGCACAAUCAGGGUGUAGAAGAUGAUCAGUCAACAAAAGGCCACGAUUGACUCCUCUGAUGACAGAGACUCUGAGACCAUUUUAAUACAGACAGACUUCGACAUCUGUUCUCAUAAUCCUGUUAUUUUUCUGUCCUUUACAUUCAAGUUAAUGGCGAUCAAAGUAUCACAAAACUACAUUUUCAUAAGGUUUACCAUCUGUUAAACAUUCAGGAACAUUAUGUACUUGAAACAUGACAUCCACAAACAAAGGCAGGGGCGAACGUCACGGCCUCACUGUGGCUGUUAUUAAUAAACGUUUCAUAACUCUCGCGAUAAAUAUUUGACAGAUAGUCUCGAUUACCUGCCAAAGGUCGCUCUUCUCUUUCUUUCGGUUUUAAUUGAUACUUGCUGUUCGAGGUGCCGGACAAAAUUUCGGCUCCUGAUACGAUAUUCAGAUAUUCAGCAAGCGUUUGUUGUCAAGAUAGUUUUUGAGGCAAAUCACCGUGAGUUCUUUGUCAAUGCUCUGUUGUAAAUAAAGUUGGACUGUUUUAAAUCAGUCAGCUGCUUCGGUCGGCAGCAUCACAACAAACAUGGCGCGAGGAGGCGGCUAACGGAGAAGAACCUCUGGAAAUCCUGUCGGAAGCGUUUUUUAUUCUUUUUCUUGCUUCGUACCUGAUAGUACUAUACCGUAUCGACUUCAACAUGGACCCUGGUCCAUUUCCAGAAGAGGUUUCCGAGAGAAAAGUGUGUGUCGUUGGGUCGGAGCUGGUGGAAAACUACACAGUAAGCUAAUUUACGUCCGGUGUUCUGACGAUCUGUGCAACUGAGUCAAAAAAGGCGACCGCAGAGCGAGACGACAGCGAAUUAUAUCAUUUCACGCUUUUUAUCUGUCAUUUUGUCAAAUAUUUAUUACAAGCGGGGACAAGUGCAAUCUUAAACUUGGGGAGCAUGUAUGGCGCUCGAUUUUGAAUUUUCCUUUUUUUAAGAAUUUAGGAGAAGCGUAUCUUUAUGUCCCUUACCCUGCAAUUCUCCCAAUACAGAUUCACUUUAUACUGCACCGCUUAUCCCUUUGCUUGUAUUAUCAGAGCCCGGGGAGUAUGUUUCAUAAUGUAUUACAUAAUCUUUAUCCAAAAUUUAUGAGAAGUGAUACUUGACCUACAUAUAACUGUCCACUAUUGCCCCCAGUGACAAGCCCUUAAGGUGCUUCUUGCCAGUGAGCAUGCGCGGAUUCACUCAGUUGUAUAUCUCGGUGGGUCGCACAUUUCGACAGAACACCUAGGUUACCUGAACCUAAAGCUGAAUAGCUUAGCUUUUAGCUACUUCAGCUCCAGUCUAUCACAGUGAUCAUCUGUUUUGGAAUUUGUACAAAUUGUUGAGCUGACAGUGUUUUUCCGUCAGUUUUUUUUUUAAUUAAAGUCCCCGAGUCUGAACUGUACAGAGUCAUUACUGACAAGCUGGUGACUGCUUAGCUGCCCUGUUAGCUUAGCUGUCACAGAUUCAGUGUGUUUGCAAGGUCUCAUCCGAAGGCUGCAAACUUGACUAUCUUCUGCAGCCUUUUCUUUCCCUGUCCGGUAAUGGGCUGUAUAUUAAACUAGGAUUUAAUAUUAAGGAUUGUAAUUUUUGAUUAGUCGUAGACGCAGAAACGAAUGAUAGGAAAAUCCCCAUUCCCUCUGCCCCUGAGUUUCUUAUCUCUUCAAAUGUAAGAUUGUGUGGGCGGGAUAUGACAGUCAUAAAGGUUAAAGUGUAUUAUAUAAAGCUUUCUCACAGUGAAUGACUGCUGUAAUCAUUUGAUUUAUACCCUUUGUUUCACUUUCAGUUUGGUCCUAACAACAAAAUCAAGUUUUGCUGUGCUUUUAAUAAGUAAAUAUUGGAAAAAUAAUGAUUCUCAGCCCAAAACCUCAUGGCCUAACGGAUCAUCAUUAACUGUACAAAAUAUCAUUGAAAGAUGAAGAGAAUUUGUGGGAAUCUCUGAGAACAGACAUGACUCUUCAGGAAAUCACCGCAUUGAGUCAAAACUUCCUCCAAACACCACUGUCAGUGUCGUAAGUCAUUGCAUCCACAAAUGCAGGUUAAAACUGUACCAUGCAAAGAGGAAACCACACACAGAUGUGAUCCAGAGACACCUAUGACUCUCCUGGGUCCGAGUUUAUUUUACAGGGACUGAGACAAAAGUUUGUGAUUUAAUUUGUUGUAGUUCCAACUGUAAACAUGUGUAAUAGUUUGUUAUCAUCAAUCUUGGACCUUUGCUUCAAUGUUUAUUUUACAAAACCAAAAUGUCCUUCCCAAUUUUUUUAGUUAGUUUUCAUUAGUAAUAAUUUCAUUGUUUGGAAUUAUGAUUUUUAAAAAUGUGACUUUGGAUGAAACAGUUCAAAAACACUGUUAUGAAAUAGUGGAACUGAUAUGAAAUCUCAACCAUUGCUGCUAUAAAUGUGUAGAAAUUUAUGUGUUUCUGCUUAUUCCAGGUUUACAUCAUAGAUGUGACAGAUGGAGAGCACAAGUGGACUGUAAAACAUCGCUACAGUGACUUCCAUGAACUCCAUGAGAUAGUAAGUUUACAUAGAUAACAGAUUGAUCAUUCCUGGUGAUCAACAGCAUCAUGAAGAAGUCUUUGUAACAUCUUUGACUCAAGAAUUCACAACAUUUUAGAUGAGUAAAUAAAUAUUAAAUCUUCAUCUUCAGCUCACAGUAGAGAAGAAGGUGGACCGGCGGCUGCUUCCUCCAAAGAAGAUGAUCGGAAAGAACUCAAAGAGUCUGGUGGAGCGAAGGCAGAAGGAGUUGGAGCUCUACCUGCAGACGCUGCUUCAACAGUUCCCACAGGCCACACCCAAACCCCUUGCCUUCUUUUUGCACUUUCACCUCUACGUGAGUAAACCUUUGGUUACCAAUAUCCUCAAAUCUCAGCAUCCAUGUAGUUACUUUUUCAGAUAUCAAAGUCUACCAUAGGUACAAGUUUUUUCUUCCUUAAAUGACUGUAAAGCACUUUAUUCCAGUAUUAGUCAGAGCGUCUUCUACCAACUCUUACUGCUUAAGCUGCUGCUUAAACUUUUGUUGCCUGUUGAUUUGUUUUAAAGCUUGAAACACUUUUUUUUAAACAGGCAAACUGUGAUGUUUUUUUUAAAAAAAUUCAAUUUUUAUCUUUUUCGUAUUAUUUUAUCUGUUUUUUAUCUUUCUGUAAAUCUGUGGACUUCAUCUUUUUCAGAAGAGUGCUUUAAACAUUAACUGAAAAUCAUGUUAUUUAUUGCCCGAUUUAUAUGGAUUCAAAUUAAAUCAGUUCCAUUUAACAAAAAAAAUCUCUGGAGAGCCAAUCUGUUCAGAGUAACUUGUGCAUCAUUAAAGACAAAAGUGAACAGCAAACUGAUAGCUAAACAAACUUAAGUGAACACUAAAAUAAUCAGACUGAAUAAAAAGAUAAAAAGUCUGUGAAGAUAUAUCAAAUCUUAAGUAUCAUGUUUUAAAUAUGAUCACAGAGGGAGAAAUAGUUUUGAAUUUAUUUAGUUUUACAAGCAGAUAAAAAACAACAACAUGCUGGAGGCAAGACGCUGCAGGACUUACUCUACCAUCUGUAGUCCCUGUGUAGACAAACACUGACACAACUAAUGCUUUUCAUUCAGAUACAAGUUCAGGCUUUGUGAUGUCAGUGACUCUAAUCAUAUGACACAGUCACAACAACAGAGUAGUGUAGUCAGGGUCUCCGGGACUCUGCUGGCUCAUGUGACAUGACAUAAUGAGGCACACUCGUCCCUGAUGAGUUUAAAUAAGCACAGAUGACACUUUGUUUCUCAUUAUUCAACUAAAUUAUGUCUGGAUGAGCAGGUUACACCCGAAUAAUAGAGCUGUGAGGAAAACAGCUGAAUAUUUACUGCCUGAGCCAAGCGUUGCUCUUUGCCCUCCUUGAUAAAUGGUUGUGUAAGUAAUCCAAGCUCAAAUGACUUUAACCUUCAAAAACGAUCCGUUUAUUUCUUAAACUGACAUAUUUUUUUCUAAUACAAUUUAAGACUUAACAAAACUGUGCAGAAAAAAAAGAGGAAAAUCAAAACAUACUCACAAUAUUUGAAAAAUAUCACCAGCUAUGAGCAAUAAAGAAAUGAAACUGAACUUUUUACCCUGAACUUUGUUUUUCUGAAGUGAUGUAACAUUUAACUGUUUUUUUUCUCUUUUAGGAGAUUAACGGCAUCACAGCAGCAUUGGCUGAGGAAUUAUUCCAUAAAGGUAAGCUCCCUCUCCGACCUUUCCCCUCUUUUAAUUCCUGUAAUUUACUGACAACUGUGCCAAAACUUCAGGCUCCUGCAGGUAAACUCUGUUUGAGUCGAUUUUAGCACCUUCUGUGAACAAAGUGGCACUGCUUACAGCUCUGCCUAUUCCUCCUGUACAUGCACAAGUAGUUUUUUUCUGCCUUAAAAUCUCAUCCUGCCUCCGUUAACAGUGAACCCCUCACUGUGAAUAUUCUAGAUAAUCCCACUUCUUUUAAAAGCUGCAUAAAUCUCAAAAACUCAAAACAAAGCAAGAGUUUUUGUCUUUAUCAGACUUGAUAUAAAAUCACCUGAGAAAUAUAAAUUUACAUCUUACUUUAAAGUGGUGCAAAAGUAAGACCUGAAUUACUCAUUACAAGUUGAACAAAUCUGUCCUUUAGGGUGAGAAAGAACUUUUUUCCUGAAAUGAGAAUAAAUUGUUUUUCUUACCUCAUGCACAGAUUAUUUUACUUAUUUCACACUAAUCAGGUUUUAUAUUUGGUUUGUAAUCUCUUGUAAUAAGAUGUUAAUCUAGACUUCAGGUGAAUGAGGCUUUUAUUGAGUCUACUGAGACUUUUUUUUUCCAGAAAUGAGACAAAGAUCUGCUUCAUGCUUCGUCCCUCUCUUAUUUCUACACCUGUAUACAACAGCGACCAAAUAAAAUACACAUUCCCACUGCACUCUGUUUCUUUAGAUAAUGUAAACAUGAUGUGAAAACAGUGAACUUACAGGCUCAUUAAACUGCAUGUAUCUCAGAUAAAAUUUUCAGCAGUGUUCAGGGUCUAAUCUCGGUCCGUCUGUGUUUGAUUGUUAAAGGUGAGCAGCUGCUCCAGGCUGGCGAAGUGUUUUCUCUCCAUCCUCUGCAGCUAUACUCUAUCACCCAGCAGCUUCGUCUGGCCAAACCCACCUGCUGUAACGGAGACGCCAAAACAGACCUGGGACACAUCCUGGACUUCACCUGCAGGCUGAAAUACCUAAAGGUGGAACAGCUUUUGAUUUAAUCCGAAUCUGCAUCAUACAUUUUAGUUUAUUUUUUCAUCUCAUUGAAGGAGAAGAGGUGGUUUAAAUCUCACUCUGGCUUUGUCUCUGCUGAUCAGGUUUCUGGCACAAGAGGUCCAGUGGGGACCAGUAACAUCGAGGAGAGCAGCCUCCCCUUUGACCUGUCGGUUUUCAAAUCCCUGCUGCAGAUAGAGGUGACUGUCUGUUUCCCUUUUGAACCUUUUUUUGUUGUAGUAGCUUUGUGGUUAUUUCAUAUAAAUGAUAUUGGUACCAUGAACAUCAGGUUAACCACAGAAAAUGAAUGUAUGAGGCGCUGACACACAAACAUAUACAUGUGAUGUACUUUCUGUGUUGUAAUGACACUUGUUUUCUUUAACUGUCACUCUGACUGAUUCACAGAAAGUUUUUAUUUUUUAAUGAGCACAAACAGGCUGAGUGUUUUUGUGUCUGAAGCUUUAAAGUCAGAUCUCUUCACCAGUAAUUUCUGCAGAUGCAUUUGGAUACAGUCAAUCUAGGCACGAGCAGCACAGAUACCGUCCUUGCAGCACCACUCUUGCCUCCUCACUUUUCUGAUUGUUCUCUUUUUGAUGCACAUUGAGAGAAAAUCCUUCAUUACUGUCGGCUUUGCUUAUAUUGUAGGAGGCAAAGUUUAGGGGAGACAGACAGCUGUGCAGAAUCUUUGUUACUGCUCCAUGAAUGCUGAGUUUAUUCUUCUAAAAGCUCUGUCUCACUCUCUAUCUGCAGAUCAGCGAUUGCAACUCUCAGCAGAUUCAAGGUCUGUCGUCUCUGAGGUCGAGUCUCGCAACUUUAAGUCUCCACCGCUCCACAGAAUCCAUGAUGGUACUGUUCACAUGAGGUUCUUGUACUGAUUCAGCAUCUGUGUUAGUUUUUUCUACUAAUGUGGGAGUUUAAACGUCUGCUCUGUCACUCCGGGGUUUUCUGCAGUCCAUCCUGGUUCCUGAGGCCAGCGAGUUCUCGCAGUGGGAAGCUGAGGGGGCGGAGUCUGGCUGUCCCGUCACUGCUGUGAUCCCUGUGUGGAAAAACCUGACCACAUUGGACAUGAGCCACAACUGCAUCAGCAGCAUUGACUCCUCAGUGGUAAAACACUCUAACCAAACGUGAACACAAAGUGAACAGUGGCUGAAGUUUCCCUGAUUUCCUCGAAAUGACUCUGCUGGUUCUGGGAUCUUCACACGAUGUCUCAGAUAGUUUAUCAUGGUUUUAUUUAUUCAUACAAAGUUUUUAUGUUUGCUCAUCUUGCAAAAAAAAGCAAGAAAAGGCAAUCCUUUUCCACUUUUUGUUGAAAAAAAAACAAAAUGCAAAGUGUAAGACUCGAGAAGAAAAGUGCUAAAUGUGACGAUGAAUUUGAAUGCUAAAUGAAUGGUUCGCAUCUGCUCUGAUAAGUCCUCUUGAAAUGGUUAAAAAAAAACCCAGAUAAUUAUAUGCAAAAAUUUGUGCAGUUUAAAUUGCUUAAAUUUAGCAGAAAUGAUGAUUAUGUGAGUUAUGUGGGGGUCUGUUAUGUGUCUGUUAUGUGAGAUAAUGAAAGAAGCUGACAGUGAGUUUGUCUCUUCUGCAGAAACUUAUUCCUAAAGUGGAGUUUCUGGAUCUGAGUUACAACCAGCUGUCCACAGUGGAAAACCUGCAGGUAUGUGAGAGUGUGAUGAAGAGUAUAUCAGCUCUGCCUUAAGGCUGUGCAUUUCCAGGGUUAUCAAAAUAUACAAUUUUUGACCCUGCACCAUUCAAAGAUGGUCCUAACAAAGCUCCUUAUACCUCCAAACCUAUACCUAGGUUGUUGUCAUCCAUUAGUAAGUCUUGUUGAAUAUAAGAGUGCAGAUAGGAAGUAAAAUCAAAACAUUUACACCAGCGAUGAUUCCUGUGAAACUUUUCGUCUCUUAUUUUGAACAGACUGUGUGUCCGUCAGAACAACACUUUUGAAUUUACCCUGAAACUUGGACUCAAACUCAGGUUUAGCUGCUGCAUCCUGUAUCAGGUCCUGGCAGGAGAAUUAAGAGACAAAAAUGAAGGAGAAAUUCUGAAGUAUGUUUCCUGUUCUUGCAGCACUUGUACAAUCUGGUCCACGUGGAUCUGUCCUAUAACAGCCUGAAGGUCCUUGAAGCGGCUCACACACGUUUGGGGAACAUCAAAACUCUGAACCUGGCUGGAAACCAGCUGGACCAGCUGACUGGACUCACUAAGCUCUACUCUCUGGUCAACCUGGACCUCAGUCACAACCAGCUGACCCAGGUAAUCUCACUGUGGAUGAAACAGCCACACUUAUGUUCUUUACUUGAAUAUUUCCCCCUCUUUCACUGAAGUCGAUUCUUGGUGUUUUCAGUUGGAGGAGAUCAGGAACAUCGGCUCUCUGCCCUGUUUGGAGAAACUCAACCUGUCCAGUAACCCCAUGUGCAUCAUCCCAGACUACAGAACCAAAGUCCUGGCCCAGUUUGGAGACCGAGCAGCAGAGGUACACCAACAAAACGACCAUUGAGUCAGAUUUAAAACAGAGGUUUAUCAGUCUAUCUCGAUGUUCUGCUGAUAAGACUGUCACUUCACCUGGUAUCUCCGCUGCCUGUACCAGUCUGUACCACCUCGGCUUCACUUGUUGUUAAAUCCACUUCCUGGUCUCAUGAACACUUUAUAACUCAGUCACUUUUACUCUGUCACUUUAUCACUGGUCACUUUAACUUAAUGUACUUUGGAUUUUUUAAUUGCACUCCUCCCACUGCACUGUUGUUCUGGAUUGUAUAGUUGUACAUAGCCUUUUAUACUUAUUGUACAUAGCAUUGUACAUAACCUUUAAUAUUUUUAUACUUCAGAUAUUUCUUGCAUGCUCUUAUUAGUUUUUAUUCUAGUAUUUUAUAUUACUUUCUGUUUAUUGUUGCUCCAUCAUGCCAAAACAAACUCCUAGUCUGUGAAUCCUGUUCAUCGACAAUGACAAUUAAACCCCUUCUGAUUCUGAUUCUGAUUCUGGUCAAAAACUGUGGAUGUGUGUUGGAGUUUUUUUAAAUAUCCUUUGUCUCUGUGUCGUCAGGUUUGUCUGGACAGUAAAGUAACAACAGAGAAGGAGUUGGACACAGUGGAAGUGUUGAAAGCCAUUCAGAAAGCCAAAGAAGUCAAAGACAGAAAGAGUAGUGGCGACAAGAAGGUACGUUCAGUCCCGCUGAGGCAACACCAGACCUGCUGAGACCUGUUUAUAAACUGUCUGUAUAUAUUUAUGUGUCAGUUUUAUUGAGGUAAGAAAAUAAAAUAAGUGUGACUUCAUCAGAUAACCAGUCUAAGUGAGUAAUCCAUGGAUCUCUUUUAGGACUUUUAGGACAUUUUUUUCUUUUCUGUACUUCAAAUAAGAGGAUUUUACCCAGCUGAGUAUUAUGUUCAAAUAUUACCACUACAAGAGGUUUGAUUUGACCCUUUAGAUUUGACCUUUGACCUCUUCUAAUCAGAAAACAAUCUUAAUCUCAGUCCCCAGUGUUGAUUGUUACUCCAGUAUACUGUAUUACCACGGCUUCUGAAUAGAAUAACAUAGUGAGUUUUGUAGUUCUAACCUGAUUGAAGAUAGAUGUAUAGAUAAAAGGAUUAGAAUUUUACUAACUACUAAAAGGUUCAAUGUCUGUUUAUCUCUCUGUCAGUCGCUACAGCAGCUUCUUAUCUUAUUACAUGAGUAAUGAGCUGCUAUAGUGUGUGUUGAGUUCAUCACCUGCAGAUCAGCAGCUUCAGUGGGACUCUUGUCACUAUUUAACUGUCAUCAGCAGAGGUUAGCUGCUACACUGAUCAAGCCAAUUACACGUGUUCAGUUGUUGGAGGUCUGUGAGGUUGAAAAGUUUGGAGAGUUAUCAAAAUUACCAGUGAGGUUUGUGACUUAAAUCUUUGUGUUCAAACGUAAACAGAAAGCUGAUAUUGGUGUAUUUCAUCAGCUGUAAGCGUAGAGUUUCCAGGCCUGUAUAACAAAAAAAAAACAAUCAUCUUUUUCAUUUGCUUUAAGAACAAAGAGUAAUAUCAAAAAUCUGAGUGGAAAACUUUGUCCUUCAGGACAAGGCUAAUGGAAAUAGGUCAAUAAACCUAUAAAACCAUUCAGUCAGAUACAGAUACAGAUACUGAUAAACUGAUGCCACUGUAGGAAAAUAAUUCAUAGAGUACUCUCUGACACAAACCUUUAUUAAAGAUUUCUACAGGAGGGAGUCAAAGGCUCCCAAAUGUGAAUAUUGAGAUUUGUUCAGAUUAAAGUUUUACCUAAGUUAAACACCAAAGUUCACGCUAAAACAUAAAAAACAUCAUUAUAAAAAAGAAAAAGUAAGAGAUCUAAAUGCCAAUGAGACUGGAGUUGCAGAAAGUGACAUGAAAUUCCUUUUUAAGGUUUUAACUUUGAGCGCACAGGUUUCAGUUCCUACUUCACAUUCGGUUUCUUAAACAACCUGAAAAAGUCUCAGUUCUGAUGUGGAUCUGAAAGUCCAGCUGACUCUGCUGCUGAAGAAGCUGCUGUCUGCAGGUUUGAGGAUUUCGAUGAUGAAGGUGACUGCUGCUCUCUGAAGGCUUCCUCCUCUCUGUCCUCUCGUCAGAUCAGUGAGGAGACCAGGCUGUCUGCACCUGCACCUCCUCACCUCUCCUCCUCUUCUCCCCCUUCCUCAUCUUCCUCCUGCUGCUCUUCUGCUGUUGCUCCUCCUGCUGUUACCUCCUCUUCUUCCUCCUCUUCCUCCUCUACCUGCCCGGCCCAACAGGCUGCCUGCUCCAGCCAAGGUAAUCAUGUAUGUAUCAGGCUGUGCGAGGCUGAGAGGGGCGGGUUUUUAUUUCUGAUUGAAGGCAGCAUCCAGACAAUUUAAACUCUCUGCUCUUUGUCUGUGAAACAAGUGAUUAAAAAAAAAAGAAACAGCUGAUUGUGCUUGCUUAGCCUGCAACUUUUGAUUAUUUUCACAGUAAAUCAAUCUGCCUGCUGUGUAGUCAGUAAAACACCAAACUUAGGGAUGUUCUAUAAAACAGCAGCCUGCUGAUAGUCCUGAUUGAAGUGUAACACUUUAUAGAAAUCGACUAAACUGUAAGCUUUCAAAGAGCUUUCUUAUAUAACUCAAACAGGUUCAAAGUACAAACUGUAUAAAAGAUGGACAACAUGACAGUUCCCUAAAGUGAAACCAAAAGGUUUCGGCUGUAAAUGUCAACUUUUAAAAUUAAAAUACAGGUAUAAUUAAUGUUUCUCAAACAUGGUUUUGUCAAAAUAGUUCUUAAUACACUUAUUUAUGUCUGAGUGUUUGUUUUAUGUAAUUUGAUGAGGUAUUAGAUUAUUUAAGAACAGAUAUAUAACAUAAUGACUGACGCUUCUGCUAACAAAUGAGGUCCCUGUGUUGCAGUAUGCGUCAGUCCUUCUUAAUAUAUCAGCAAGUUAAAGGUGCAGUGUGAAGUAUUAAGCUGCAGCAAAGCAGACCUGAGGGGAGUGAAGUACAGUAUUCAUCAGCUUGUUUAUUUUAACCUGAAUAUAAAACGGUUUAGUUUUUGUAACCUUUGAAUAGGCCUUUAAUAUUAACAUUAAUGAAAUGAGCAGAUAGGAAUGAUUGGGGACAUAUUUGCUGCUGAAAGAAGGCUUCAGAUUUUGACUCGAGGUGAGAUCAGCAAAAAAGAGAGAGGUAUCACUUUGACCACAGGGGGGCACCAGAUUCAACACUGACAGAAAGUUUCUUAUAGGAGCUUAAACAGAACGGCUGAAUGACAUAUUAACAAACAGCUGCAGAGUCAUUACAGGAGUAAUGAUGACUAAUAACCUGCUGUGACACUAACCCUCUAAUGACUCGGGGUGUAGCUCAGGUGACUCCCUGCUUCAGCUCACUAACCUCCUCCUGUGACGUUCAAUAUCUGCUCUGCUAAAUUACAGACCUGCACAAUAGUUUGAGUUUAACAGAAGUAACUAAAUGCAUGCUGGUGUUUCAUGUCUGUCCAGUGUAACAAGGUGAGACUGUGAUGUUGACAUACCCGUGAAGCAUAAAUGUUAUCCAUCAACUUUUGAACCUGUUAUCUGGGGUGAAAGUUUUCUUGAUUACUUGGUUUAUAGAAAAAGUGUGUAAAAUACCAAUAAUGCUCAAACAUCAUAAAAUUCUAAGGUUCAAGCUUUAAUAUUUAAAUAAAGAGCAAAGAUGAGGCCUAAUAUGACAGGGCCACUCUAUAGAUAGAGUCGGUCAAAGUUUGCUGAGUGGGCUCCUCUUCACAGCAUGUUCUUUAUCUGUUUGGUUUCCUGUUUCAGAAAUGACGAGCAGAGAAGAAGCCCCCGUCCCCCCCAGUGUCCUCCCCCCUCCUGUGGACACUGCAGCCCCCCCUGCAAGCUUUAACACAAACACACACCUCCUGUCUGUUGACCUCGUGCAGGUCAGGAACACACCCUUAACACCAGGGAAGGGAGGGGAGGGCUCUGGAAACCAGUUAGGGAUCAUGGAGCAGUGUGAUUGGGGGGGAUGAUAAAAAAAAAAAACAGAAACUUAAAUCAGUGUUGGGAUUUAUUGAUUUUGUAAAUGAGGGUUUACUAAAACAAAUCUGCCUUUUUUCUGUUCCCUCUUCUUGACUUAAAUCAGGCGUAUUAGUUUGUCAGUCCCCAGUUUGUCUCCAGUUUCAAAUACUUGACAAAUACGGAGGAUUUUACACUUUGUAUUUAAAAGGUUUUAAAGUCACACUGUUUUUUUUUUUUAUGCAGGUACAACAACCUGCUGUUAGUCUGUCUGAACACACUCUAAGUGGAGCUCCCACGAGUGUUUGUACUUCUGCAACAACUUCUUCGGUUUCUGUCUGGUGAGUAUUCAAAUUUCUAACAGCAAAGUUCCUCAUUUCUUGGAGAAGUCACUUUUGUUUUACUUCUUUUUGCUUCAAUACUCUAGUUCUUGUCCCCUGCCUCUGGUCUCUGCUUUAUUUCGCUGGUUUAAAUAUUGUGUUAAAAGGUUUCUCACCUGCCAUGUUUCCAGUCAUUUUAACUUCAAUUGGUCAUAAAUGAUGAAGGUAAAGUGUUCGUCUGUCUCUCCUCCAGUUCUGCCUGCUCCUCGUCCCCCCGACCCGCUGAAACAGCUUGUCUCACCUGCAGCACAUUCUCAUGUCCUCUACUCCCUUCUCACCUGCUCUCCCUCUCCUCCUCCAACAAAGACUUCAUUACCCAGCUCUCCCUUCUGCUUAGCUCCAACCUGAAAGAGAGAAAGAUGAAGAAGAAGGAAGAGGAGGAAGAGUCAGAGGAGGGGAGGGAGGGGGAGGAGGAGGAGAAGCGGUAUGAAUCCAGAGAGGUUCAGUCACAUGUUGAAGGCACUGAGGUAGAAAUUCCCAGGUAAUUUGAUCGGCAGCGUUUCUGACAUUUCUGUAGAAUUCCUCAGGAUUCUUGAAUUUCUUCAAAGUGCUUUCCAGGAUUCGUUUCUGGGACUUUUCUGUGGGUGUCUGAGGUUUUCAAGUGUUUUCAAACUUCAAGUUUCAGGCUUUUAGGAUCCUAAAAGAUGUCCUUCUCUGAGUAAUUCCUCUGCAGGACUGUGUCUAAUAAAUGCACGUUUAUAUUCUGCAUAAUGAAUCGAUGAGAUGAGGAAAUGUUGAAUUGAGUAAACCCUGUUACAUCACUGAUCCAUGCUCCUUUUUUCAGUCCCGGCUCCAGGGACGGGUACUUUGAGAUGGGUCUGGACGACUCUGUUGAAGAGUCCGUUUGCUCCUCCUCCACCGGUCCUCCUGCAGAGGAGCCUGUUAACCACCAGCAAGAGCCAUGUGAUGAUGAUGAGGAGGAGGAGGAGGAGGAAGAGAAGGAGGUGAAGGUCUGCAGGGUUCUGUGGUGCUACUGCGUUCAGAUGAAGGAGGAGGUGGAGGAGAAGAGGGCGUGUCUGGUGCUGACGGAGCAACUGCUGGGUCUCUUUUACCUGAAAGAUGAUUUCACUUGGACCAAUCAGGACGCAGGUGAGCAGACAUCAGUCUCAGUUAACCCUGGACUGUGAUAAACUAGAAAAGCCAGGACUUAAAUAGUUAUUUUGCAUUUUAAGUUUGUGAAAGUUUAGGAGUGACUUUGCCGUGUCCUUAACUUUUAAUCCUAAUCUGGUCUGUUGUUCUUAGAUAAGGAGCAGAGACCCUUAGUUGAGGAGGUUUUAUCCAGCCUGCAGGUGGACCUCCUGCUGCCUCACUCCCAGCUCCUGCUCUCCUCCUGUGCAGAGCUCCCUGAUUCCUGCCUCUCAUUUGGCAGCUUAGACAGACCGACCCUGUGGUACAUCUUCUCUGAGUACGAGGAGCUCCAGCUGACCAGGACCGAGCUGACGAGACUCAUCCAGGUCAGAGAGCAGUCCAGAAGACUCUUAGAGUUUUAUGAUGAACACAGUUUGAGUCAUUUUAAUUUUUUUGUACACUUGGCCUCUAUGGUGAAAUAUAAAAUUGUACUAUAUGUUUUAUUAAUAAUUCAUGACCUAAGCUUCUUUUCAAGAUAGUUUCAUGAGCAAUAACUUAAAUUUGUGCGCUAUUCUUCUACAUCAGUGAGAAAUUCGGGUUUGUGUCAGUAUUGGCGCCCCCCUAAGGGCAGAGCAGUCUGUGCUGAUCCUCCCCCCUACAAGUUUAAAUUGAGAGUUUUGCCCAAAAAUGUAAUCCUGCUGACUUUCGACAGUCAAAUGUUUCAUUUAUUGUGACUUUUCUAAUGCAGAAAUUGUAAAAACAGGAGUGUUUCUUCAGCUGCGUCCAUGACCUCUUUGCUUUUGAACAUUUUGAAAGAGUGAAAAUCUGAAUUUCGAGAAGACACUUAUCACAGAUGCUUUAAGAAAACAGAAUUAAAAAACUGCUUAAGUAAAAGAAUAUCAGCAAGUGACAUUUCUCUCUUUGUUUGCUGAUGUUUUUGUGUGUUUGAAGUAUUGUCUCCUUUUUUUUUGCCUCUCUUUUUUUUGCCUAACUUUUUGCAGAGACUUUAUAACGGAAACUUGAAUAUCUUCUCUUAUUUCCAGGCGGCAGAGUCUCAGACUGAGCUGGAGCCCUCUAACACUCCUCAGCUCCUUCCUCGCUCACUCAUUAAUUCCUGGGAGCUGGAGGAGAGUCAGGGAGCUAAAGGAGGCUAUCCUGCCCAUCUCCUCCUCUCUCCUUCGUCCUCCUCUGCCUCAGACACCCACCACCUCUUGUCAGACUUUUUACCCAAGAACGAGGAGCCCAGCCUCCUCUCUCUCCUCUUUCUCUCCCAGCGACACCUCUGGGUGCUGAAGAUGGACUUUAAAGAGCUGACAGAAAGAGAGAAAAGUAACAUUGACCGUCAUCAACCCUCCUCCUCCUCCUCUUCCAACUCCUCUACCUCCUGGUGCAGGCUGGUCCGUGUGCCCCUCGGCUCUGUGGUGCUUCACCCCAAAGAAAGAGCCUCUCAGGUUGGGGACAGAACUAGCAACUCCUUCUGCCAGGACCCGAAACACCAGCACAGGUACAGAGACUGUGAGGGGUGGACGGAUGUUGAAACGCUCUACCUUUUAGGAUUUCUGUGUAUUUUUACCAAACUGAGAAAGGAGCACAGUGUUUCAGUGCCUUUAUCGUUUAAUUAUUUAGUGUUUCCCUGAUUUUUUUGUAUGAACUUAAUCCCAGUAGUACUAAAUUCAUGCUACCCAAUGAAUUUAGAAGUCUAAAAUCCAAUAGAGCUUGAGGUCAAAAAUCAAGGAUGGGAACCCUUCUUGCACUUUUAUCUAAAUCAAAAGUUUUUUGACUCCCAGGUGAAAGUUUGAUGCUGGAACAUGUCUUAGUGUAGCUGUUGUGUAACCUACAGUCAUCUUUGUUUUACAGUUUGCACUGAUACCAGGAUUCAUUACUCCUGACCCUCAUAAUUAUCGGUCUCGUCUCCAUCUUGUUGUGUUCAGGAGGAGUCACAGUGUGGAACUGCUGCUGGGCGGUCAGAAGCUGCUGCUGCUCUUCCCUCUGACCCAUGACAGGAGCUCUUUCCUGGGGGACCUGAGCCAGAGGAGAGCCUCUCUGGAGGGGCUGAAGAUGGUCGGCCUGCCCCGUCCCUGCACGUCCUGCUCACACCAAGGGCAAAACACACAAGGUGAAGACCAACUAGCUGCUAUUCACCUUUAUUAUCUGUUAGUUUUAUUUGCUCACUGGUUUUAUCGUUUAGGUUUGGUGACCUGUGUUUUUGUUUUCAGGCUGCUGCAGAUCUAAAGAUCAGUGCUGUUGUAAAAACAGCAGGAAAUCUCACAGCAGCAGCAGCAGCAGCAGGUAAGAUCUGUCUUGAACCUGAACUUACCGUUUCAUUCAAAAGCCGCAUUGUGACCGCUGCCAUGUAGCAUUCAUUAAACACUUUUCUCCAUCUUCUUCUUCCCUCUUUCUCAGCUGGGACUCCCAACACCCUCAGCUGGAGGAGAGCCAACCUUCCCCACACCUCCUACCUGGUCUCACCCCGGGACUGAAGCUCCUGUCUGGGCUCCAAGGGCAACAUCUGCUGGCUUACUUCCACAGAAACAUAGCAAUGGUAGGACCCAAACACACACACGUACAGAGUUUGUAAGCAGCUUGUUUGGUGUUAAAUCUAAUGUUUCUUUCCACAUCAGCAUCAAUCGCCGUCUAUUUUCACUCGAGCAGAAAAUAUUAGAACUCCUUUUUUUCUGUUUUUAUCACUGAUACCAGACUGAGGCAGAGGAGGUGCGGCAGGUCUUGUGGCUGUCUGUGGUUCUCUACAAGUCUCCAGAGUCUGAGCUCACCUGCUGUCUGCUGCUCUCCACCGACACAAUCUACUUCCUGUUAGAAGACUCCGCCUCCACACUCGGACAUCACUCAGGUGAGACUUAAAGUCAGACUGGGGAAGAAAAUUUAUUUAGAUUCACAAACUGUUCUACCGCAAACUCUGUUAUUAAGCAUUUGUAGGUUAAGUCAGAAAAUGAUAUAUUGAUCUCAGAUUGACAAUGUGGUGAUUUUCUGUUAGCCAGACAACAAGAUUUUAACUUUUAACAGGAAAAGCUUUUCUCUCAGUAUGUUCCAAAGUUAGAUGUUAUGUUCAGGGAUCAAAUCAACAAGCGUCAUUUUGGUUCCUCCCAGUGGACUCGGUGACACCGUUUCUCUUUUCAGUCAUCCUGCUCCUUUUUACAGUCAAAUCAGCACCACUUAACAUCUUUGCUGGUAAAAAGGAAAAAUCUGGCUUUUGUUUUCGCCUCACUUGUGGCAGCAGUUUCAGCUGUUAAAAAAAAGGAAAAAAUUAAAAUGAUCAGUCUUGAUGAUGAGACCUAACCUGCCCCUGUAGGCCAUAAACCAUUAUCAGUACUAUUUCAGCCUGUUUCACUUCCUUCUAAACUCUUAUUUCAAGUUCAUUAUUUCCCAUCAGCUAUGAGAGAAAGUGAGUAUUUCAUAAUUAGAUUAAUUCCAAACAAACUUGAAAUUAUCAAACAUGCUCUGUUGAAGUUUUGAUGAUUUUGGCCUGUGGUUGAAAAAGUAAAAAAAAAAAAUGUCUUUGAUUAUGAGCAUGUUUGAUUUUGAGAUACUUCACUGAUUUCAGGUUCUUAUAAAGAUAAAUGAACUUUUGGUUAUUUUUCAGAGCAUGUACAUGCAGUGUUGUUGUUUAGUCCUCAGUCGACUGUGUCCACAGACUCUGAGUGCCGUUGAAGAUUGUUUUCUCUUUCUCUUCCAUACCUCUCUCUCUUCCUCUCUCUCUUUCUUCAUCUCUCUCUCUCUCUCAGUGUUGGACACGACGGACUCUGGAGACCCUGACGUCUCUCUGUGCUGCUGUCUAUCCAUCAGACUGUCUGACCUGCUGUCUGUUAAUGUGGGGCUGUUUGACCAGUACUUCAGGGUCGUAGGUCAGUGGAUAAUCACACACCUUUUUUAGUUAUAAACACACACAUUAUCAUAAAAAAAACCUUUGACUUUCUGAUGUUAAAUCUUUUUUUCAAGGCCCUUUGAUGGAUCUCUGACCCCCUCCUUCUGAUUUUUACAGGUCGUUCAGCUGAUCACAUCGUGUGCUGUCUCAGUCGGGACAGUUAUGGGACUGGUUUGUUCCUCCAGGAGCUGAUGUCAGCUCUCAGUUUACAGCAGCAGCUUCCUCCUCCAGAGCCGUCAGACCAGGACUUCUACUCCCAGUUCACCAACACUAACACAGGUGAGCAGCCGUGCUGAGACACUUUUAGUCAGAGAAGAUUCAAAAUCUGUCUCGACAUGUAAAAUCUCAUGAUGCACUCAUUAUAAAUGCUAUUUACUCUAUAUUUAGUAAAAAUUAUUAAUAUUCUGCCAACAGGUGGGAUUUAUGUAAAAUUGGAAAGUUUUUUAUUAUUUUUAUUUAUUUAUUUAUUUUGACCUUAAAUAGAAACUCAACACUAACGCAUUGUAUCUUUUAAAUAUGAAAGAUCUGGGCUGCUGGUUUAGCUCAGUUGAAAGACGACGCCAACAGGAUUUGGUUCAUGUCAUGUCCUCCUAUUUCUCUGUAUUCCCUCUCUCUCUCUCUCUCUCUCUCUCAAGAUAUCCUAUGAAAAAAUCUUUUUCUGGUUUAGGAACAAAAAUCUGUAUUUGUAGCUCUGUUGUGUGAUGGGAUUUCCCUCCCCCUGCAGGUAAGAUGCAGAACUACGAGCUGGUCCACAGUAGCAGGGUGAAGUUUAUUUACCCCAGUGAGGAGGAGAUGGGAGAUCUGACCUUCAUAGUGGCAGAGAGGAAGACUGCAGCCAGCACAGCAUCCUCGUCUUCACGCUCCUUUAAUGUCCUGCUUUACCUGCUGGUCUUUCAGGUGAGACCGUCCUCCUUUUUUGUCAAAUGUGAUUUUUGAGGAGAGUGUAUGUGCGCUGAACUACGUCUAGAGGAGCAACAUGGAAUAAAUCUGUUCCUUUCCACUGGUUUUGUGCAUCGUCUUAUAGGGUGCUCACACCAAGCGUAAAGUAAAAUCAUCUACUCGCUUAAUUCGUGAGAAUCUAGACGCGUGAAUAAAUAGUAUUUACUCGCUUCAUUUUAACGUCAACGGUAAUUUCAAUGGUAAUCCCUGCCAAUUCAACUGGUGAGAUCAAGUGACAGACAAAGGUUUUUACAAUUUACCACAUAAUCCGACCUCCUCACUCACUUGCCUCCGGGUGAGCUUAAUUUUUAUUCCGGUUUCUGUAAUUAAAAGAAAAGGUAUCAUAUGACUCGGGGCACUCACACACCAGCACGAUCAGUUUGUCCUCUAUUUUAGAUACCAGUGAACAACCGUCUGUUUUCAUACGUCACCUGGCAUUCUUUUUGCUGAGUAGUUAUCGUGACACAAGUAUCCACUCAAGUUGAGACAUUUUCAGCUCCUGCCCAAUUCACGUCAUUCGCGCCGCCAGAGUAGUCGGAGCAUCUAAUCCCAUCUUUGCAUGUACUUAACACAUAAUUCAUUCACCUGAAUGAUUUUACUCGUGCUUGGUGUGUGGAGACAUUUAGGCGUAUGUGCAGGUUUUAGUCCUGGUUCAGGCUCAAUGAUAUUUAACCCUAACCUCAGGGUGAUGGAAAUACAUCUAAUUCGGAGAUGUGUAAAAAUCAUCAUGAAAACCAUUAAAGCCUUUUGUCACUUCAUACAAGUGUCAAUGAAAUCAGUCAUUAAGGCUUGAACAUCAAACUCAGUUAAAGCAGUUUGUUUGAGAAUUAAUUUAAAAGAUAAGAUAUUGUGUUUUCCUCCAGGUUCAGGUCCCCAGCAGUCAGCCCAACCAAGGCUCCUCUCUGCCAGGUCAGACCCCCCCAUCUCCUGUCCUCCAGCCCAGGACUCUGAUCCUGACCAGCACCGAUGUGUUCCUACUGGAUGAAGACUAUGUCAGCUAUCCUCUGCCAGACUUUGCCAAAGAACCUCCCUCCAGGUGAACACACAGGAUGCGCCUCCCUCCUCAUUUGGCUUACUGUGGUCAGUAAGGGUCCCUUAUGAGAACAAUUGAUGACGGUGAUUUUCUUCAGGGUCAGCUGGCAGGUCUGAUCAGCAUUUUAAAAAAAAACAGAAAAACAUGCCCUCUACCCUGAUUGCAGCAGAGGUUUAUUUUUGUGUUUGUCUGCUGCAGGAAAAGAGGAAGAAAAGGAGACACAAGUGACAGUGUGACGUGGAGAAAGUUUAGACAAAGGGGACAAAGUGCACCCAGGAAAUAAACAAGUGAAAUGUGUUUUCAUUGAAGCCUAAAACAGAGCGAUCGAGAUACUUUCCAAUAACUCAUUUACAACUUUCUUGGUCCAGGCUUAGUGUGGAAGUUAUACUCAGAAGCAAAAGUCUGUUUCUUUGAAGGAUUGAUUUUUUUGUCAGUCCUGUUACGAUUUUUUUUACACCGUGAGUUGUCUGACAGACGAGACAAAUUGUACAGAGAUACCUGACCAAUCAUCAAGACUAAUGUAAAGGAAGAAAUUACAUUAAAAAGGAAGAGUUGCUGGAUGAUUGCAGAGGCAAACUGGUCCUGAAAACAUGUCAGCUGGAUUGGGUUAUUAUCCUGCUUACAUGCAGUCAGACCUUAGUAUUACCAAGAAUGACGUGUGUUUCUGGCAGCAGUUUUCAUUUUAGGUGGGGUGUUAACUGAACUAUUUCUCAGUUAUUUCCUGCAGCAGUUUCAUUUACAGCUUCGGGAUCAUUCUCCCAAUAAAUGACACAUAUCACUAUAAGAGUACAAUUAGAUUUCAUCCAGUUUUCACUUUAACCUCAAUCUGUAGGGGACUUAUGAGGAACAUUUAAAAGGGAAGCAUUUGAAGAUCAGCUGGAAACUAUUUAAAACUGUGAGAUAAUAUCCACGACCUCAGCUGAGGCAUUAAAUGUGUGAAAAUUAGGACUUUUGCGUGUUUGAAAAGAUGCUUUUCAGGUUUUUUGUAAUUUUUUGACAAUAUGGCAGUUGUUGUCAUCCUCUCCUAUUGAAAGAUUAAAGGUGGGGUUCCCAGAGGCCUCAUCCCAGGGCUUCUUCUGUUUGACAUCCAUAUGCUUCUAAUGGUUCUGAACACAGAAAAUUACAAAAUAGAUCACUGUAACUUCAAAGACAGCAAACAUUCUCACUGCCUCACUUUGGAAAAUUGGGACUGUUGUAUGUUUUAGAGGAAUGUGGAGUUCCCCAAGGCUUCAUCCUGGGGCCACUUCUGUUUAACAUUUGCGUUCUCCCACUGUUUUAUACUAUAGAAAAUAACAAAAUCAGUCACUGUAACUGUGCAGACUACAAACACUUAUGCCUAUCAAUGUCACCAGGAGACUUCCGCCCCAUACGGGUCCUGAGCAGGUGUCCUUGACAAAUCAAUGAGUGGACAUGCCUCAGCCGUAUAUAUAAUGUGUUGUAUAAAUAAACCUGCCAUGCUUUGCUCUCUUCAUCAUCUUCAUCCUCAUUGUGUCCCCUUGUAGAGAGCGGUACCAGCUACGUGAAGCCCGAAGGAUCAGGGACUUAGACCGGGUCUUACUGGGGUACCAGACCUACCCGCAGGCUCUGACCCUGGUGUUUGAUGACCUGCCGGGCCCGGACCUACUCUGCCACCUCACUAUGGACCACUUCACUGCUGAAGGGGAAGAGACCCCAACCAGAGGGGGAGGAGCCAGCGGGGGUGCAGAAGGCGAGGUUCAGUGGUGCGUGUUUGUCCCGGGAGCCGACAGCAGAGAGAGACUGAUCUCGCUCCUUGCUCGCCAAUGGGAGGCGCUGUGCAGUCGGGAGCUUCCUGUGGAGCUUACAGGCUGAUUGGUGGUCACAGCUGGCUACCAAAGCAGGACUCUUCGGCAUCUUGUUGGUCAGUGGAGGGUUGAGUUGAUGAAUGGCAGGGAGAAUUUAAAACAUGCAGUUUUAAUUCAAAAGCUUGAUUUAGCUUUUCAAAGGCCUCAGUAUGCUUCAAACUACGAGGUUUUGUCUGGCAUCAUGAAGUCAAAGCCGCUUGUAGCUGCUCUAGAAAUGACAAGGUGUGAUGAAUCAAUGAAAUGGGGGUAACAGAGCACACUUUUAGUCUUUUAAUGAAGGCAUUCAGGUACAAGAAGUUGUAUGAAGACAGAAAAAAGAGAGUUUAAGAUAGAAGGUAAAUCCUGUUUACUUGUUGCCACAUCAGAAGGUAAUAUUUUAGUGGUUUAAUCCUCAGUCUUUGAGGAUUACUCUCUGGGCAUAUGGAAUAGGAUGUAUUUUAUGAAGUGUUGUGACAAGGUGAAGCAAAGUUAAACUUCUCACCUUUGGCUCAGUGUUUAAUUGUUGAAUUCUUUGCUUGGCAUCCACAUUCAAUAACAAUUUCAGUAGCAGAGUAACUGAUCAAGAUGACUCAUUUUGCCUCAAAGGAUAUAGUACCAAGUGUUUGUCCUCUUGUUGUGGCUGUAAGUGUGUGUGUUUGCAAUAAGUCUGUGCAGGGAGGAAUAGAUGGAUUGUACUCAGUUGUUUACAUGUAGGAUAGAGUUGUUCAGAUACGGCUCUUAUUCAGCCUAAAUUGCAGGGUCAGUAAUAGAUGAAUAAGAUUUAUUUGUAUCAGCCUUCUUUGCUCCUCAAAAAUACAAACACACCUGACAUGUCACUUUGUUCAGCCGCCAUGCAGGUGUUUUCUGCUUCUUCAAACUUCUACUUGAGAACAGCAAAAAAGAGCUGUUUUUAGAUCAAUCAUGUGCAUACAGAGCAUACAGAGCAAUGUUUGGAAUAAUGUGUUGGAAAUGCAAGAGUAACAUCAUCUGGUAAUAUUUUACCCAGGAUAAUACUACCUGCAAACUGCUCUGCAUAGAAGUUUAAUUUGUCGCUCCUGUUGUCAUAAAGUCUAGAUCAGCUGUUAAAAAAUUAUAUACACAUGAUCAUAUCAUUGGUAGCUUUUUAAUGGCUUUGACAACCUUUGACAUUGGAGUCAGUGUAUGCCUGGGCAGAAAAAAAAGAUACCAGAACAUCUCCAAAGACAGAGCAACAAUCUUGUUGAGUGAUCUUGGAGAAAAUGUCAAAAAAUAGUCAACAAUAUGUGAAUGAUGCGUGUAUUUUGAGGUGGUUGGCAUGCAGUCAGACAAACUUCUUAGUUUGAAUCAUACUGGAACCUUUAAACUUACCUUUUGGGAAAUUAGAAGGGAUAUAGCACUACCUAAAGACGAUUGAGAGUCCACUGCAGGAAAACAGACACCUGGGACAUUACAGACAGAAGAAGAAGAAGAAGAAGAAGAAGCCUGAGACCUCACAUGGAGCAGAAACAGUGGGAGAUCCCGGCAAAACCUCCAUGGAGGAGAUCUACUUAUUACACGUUGACAGACAGACAAGCUGGUGUUGCACAGCAGGGGGCGCUGCAGACAGUCCACAGGAGUUCCACCUGAUUUUAAUUGAUAUUACCGUACAGAAACAGCUUUCAUUCCUAGUAUAUCCUCUUGUCUUCUUUCCUCUCCAGAGUCAAAUCGGAGGAGAAGGUUCAUCUCUUUCCUGUCCAGUACAAAGAAAAUUCUUGGACAUGUUAGCCUAGCUUAGCACAAAGACUGUAGAUCAGGGGGAACUGCUAGCCUAGCCUCAUGAAGAAACUCACUCACAUGAACUCCAAAGCUGUUUGAGUUACAUUAUAUUCAUGUGACAUCGCUCUUAAAACCAAAAAUCACUUUUAUAGAUUUACAUGUUGUACAUUUUUGCCGUCUGACUCUGAGUGAGGUGACAAGAGGAUGAUCCUAAAUAAUGGACUGUUUUAAAGAGCACACACACACACACACACACACACACACACAGCUGCUCGGCACAAUCUGCUCUCCGAACAUUUUAUUUCUUGCACACUAUAAUUGAUGGGGCAGUAUUACUGAACUGUAUAUUGUUAUUAAUAUGAUAUUAAUAUAAUUUGUUGCUUUGGGAAUGACGGAUGUUUUCUAUCAUGACACAGACUUUGUACUUAACAUGAAGAUCCUGUUAAUAUUUCCAAUAUGGACUCUGAAAUGUCAUCUUUAGUAUUAUUAUUAUUGAGUAUUAUUUUUUAUAUUUUCUUUGUGUUUUAUUUUAUUAUGUUUUUGUACAGUAAUAUUGACAAAUGGGAAUCCAGCUGUUAUUGGACCCUCCCACUCUUCGCCACUGUUGUUUACAUUACAUGUUGUCUUGUUAAAGGGGAAUGCCACUUAAUUAAAGUGAAAUGAAAGAUUUGCUUGUGGUGUUACUUCCUAUUUAAUACCAAUGGUUUUAUUCCUUGGUUUAUCAGCAGGUUUACCUCAGUCUGCACUUUUCAGCUGAUGCAGCAAAUAACAAAAUUAAUGCAACCACUGAAACAACUACUUCAUCUUUCUGUGAAUGUGUCUGAUACAAACCCAUAUCAUGAAGUGGCUACUGUGAAGUUCAGAUAUGUGCCAUUCAUUCGUUUUUGCUUUUUGUGCCUUUAUUUCAGACGAUGGGACAGUGGAUAGAGCAGGAAAUGGGGUGAAAGAGCAGGAAGUGACAUGGUUUCUGGGAUCAAACUCGGUCUCCCUUUAUGAGGCACAAUCAAACAUAAGAUAAGGGAGGUGGGGCGCUGAUGACCAGGUAGUCUAAGCGCUGCAUUUUCUGCUGCAUGUCUACCUCUUCCUGUGUUUUGCACUUGUAGUUAAGUAAUAGUGAAGUGGUCCAAGCAAGCUCGCAGAGUUUUAAUUUUUAAGAAAUAUACGUAAAAAGAAAUUUUCACACAUUUAGAUAAUUUUCAUUGUUGUUUUGUUGAAUGAAGGAUCUUGGGGGAUCGCUUACUUCUUUUUUCAGUCUCAUGAUCAGGUCAAACACCAUCAGUUUUUUCAGGAAAAUGUUGUAAAAACAUGAGAAAGAAUUUCCCAAACGCU